AUGUUGGAGAUCUUCAUGAAGUUCCUCAUAGACUUUCAGGUCCUGUUGGCCCUGCUGGUCUUCCUGGGACGCCUGGAAAGACUUAUUUCUCAGAUAUCCAAUGAGACAUCAGGGUCCACAUACUGUCCCAGGGGAGAAAAGGGAGAGGAAGGAGAGAAGGGAGAUCAGGGAAAGCCUGGACGCGCACCUGUGGCUAGUCUUCCUGGCCCACCUGGCCCUCCAGGGCCCCCAGGAGAACCAGGUGCCCAGGGUCUUCUAGGUAAGGGUCCCCCAGGUCCUGAAGGUCCUCAAGGAGAACCAGGUGUACCAGGUGUUGGUGUGCCCGGCCCCCGAGGAGAUAAGGGAGAGCCAGGUAGCUUCGUGCCCAACUCAGGAACCUUCUUCGCUGGGCCACCAGGACCUGCUGGCCCAACUGGCCUUCCGGGAUCACCAGGUCCCCAGGGUUACCAAGGUGACCCAGGUCAGCCCGGUUUACCAGGAGUUCCCGGAGAUCCCGGUGUCGGUUUCCCUGGACCCCAGGGACAACCUGGGGGUCCAGGACCAGAAGGGGACAGUGGACUUCCAGGUCCCCAAGGUCCAGAGGGCCCCGAGGGGCAACCGGGUCCAAAAGGUACACCCUUACACCCCUUUAAAGAUGCAGUCUGGGAUCUUAAGCACUUAUACAGUCGUAACAUAUCAUACGAAUCACAAAAAUAAUUCAACUGGAACCUGUUUUGGCUCGGGAGCACUAUUUUCAAAUCUAUUGACUAAAAUUAUACAAAAGCUUUGGAGCAUCACUUCAACAAUGUUUAUCACUCAAUGUGGAUCCUUUGUAUAAGUUAAGCCAACUUACAG
This is a messenger RNA of Oncorhynchus mykiss (rainbow trout), 834 nucleotides long. The record is from RefSeq and is a predicted model, not a curated record. Lineage: Eukaryota; Metazoa; Chordata; Actinopteri; Salmoniformes; Salmonidae.